UUUGCAAUAGUAGCGCGCCGCUUCUUCUCUUUUAUCUUUUUCUCAUCACUCUUAUCUCUUUCUCUAUUACUAAAUCAGACUUAUCAUGUCACUGUGAAGGCAACAAUUUAUCUAUUUAUACUAACAAGGGAAAAGUAUGGUGGCAUAUCUUCAUCUCUGUUGACUCUUGGGCUUGACCACUAGGCCAAUUCCAUGUAUCCUUAUCCGUGUAACGUUUUAGUAUAGUCCUUCGUGAACAAUUAUGAAUACUUCGUGGCAAGAUAGAAUUAUUAUUUGCUAAUUUGUUCUUUCUUAGCCAUGGAUUAUCCGCCGGAGGGGCAUCAGAAGAAUGUCAUUUAAUAUUAAAACAAUAUUUGGAAGGUUAUAAUAUAAGACUUGGUGAUGAUUGCAAGGCCUUAGAACACCAGCUGUAAUUUAAGGACCUUGAGUAAGCGAGAAUAUCCACAUCCCUACGGUGUUCACAAAGAAAUUGAUACUAUAUCUACUCAAUUCCACUCGUCUCACGGGAAAAUUUUGGUUUCUCUGCUAUUAAACGUUACGCAGCUUCACAAUGGCGUAAUUUCUCUUGCGGGGAAAGGAGGUUUUGGUUGGACAUGAAUAUAAAAACCCAUUUACCUCGGCACACUUUUUUUGCAUUCUUCACUCUUGCAAUAUUCAUAGAGUAUUACCCACUCGUGUCGCCUGCAUCCAAUAACCCACAAGGUGAAUGUGUGUUGAAUUUCAACACAUACCCAUACGUGGCAUUUGGUGAAUGUGGCGAUGUGAAAGAGGACAUAAGCACUUGGGGUGGCGAUGGAUUCCCUACCACUCUAUGCUGCCGUAACGCUCUCACGGUUCUGUCGGACGCGUUGGCCUCACAAGCACGCAACUCAACAGGACAACUCUUCCUUUCCCAAGACCAAUGGCAGAACUGUAACCAAUCAUUUCAACCUCAACAAGGGAUGUCACCUACUUCAUGUGGCUUUGACAAUUUGUACCAAGGCAACUUCAGGUGCUCCAGCUUCGUUUUGCAGAGUGUUCGAGUCAUGCAACAGUACCAAGAUGCAUUGGACAAGUGCUCUCACUUCGACCUUCCAUUUUACCAGUCUUGUGCUGAUUGCACCACUGCAAUAUUGAACGUCAGAGAUGGUUUAUAUUCCCAAGUAAUGGGCAAAGACAACAACAACACCGAGAGAACCAUAUGCGGUGUAGCAGCUAUUGUUGCUGUUGCAGCUGGCAAACCCGAUGAUCCUGCCCUCGUUGACAAAUUCUUACGCUGCUUGCCAACUUCAGGAACAAACAAAAGAUUUUCGGUGAAACUGCUGUUAAGCGUGCCAAUUGUUGUGCUUGCAAUAUGUCUUAUCAUUAUUAUGGUAAAAUGUAUGUCGAAGAAGAAGCCUAGUAGGCCAGUGUACUUGAAAGAGAUCACUGCGUGGUCUGGACUGUACUGGUUUUCCAAGGCUGAAAUUGAGAAUGCAAUGAGUUUUGGCGGUGAAAAGAUAAGUCUUGGUCGUGGGAGUGCGGGGCAGGUGUAUAGAGGGGUUCUCCCCAGUGGUCAAGUUGUGGCCAUCAAGCACUUGACAAAGAGUAACACUUCUGAUUCUUUCACUCGAGAAGUUGAAGGGCUUUCUAGGCUUCGCCAUCCAAACUUGGUUUGCUUGUUUGGGUGUUGCAUUGAAGGUGAUGAGAGAUUUUUAGUCUAUGAGUUUUGUGCAAACGGAAAUCUUGCUCAACAUCUCUUAAGAAGAGACAGCCACUUGACAUGGGAAACAAGAGUCAGAAUUUUGAGAGACUGUUCAUUUGCACUCAAAUACCUCCACCAUCAUAUAGAGGGCUGUGUUGUCCAUAGAGAUAUAAAGCUUACGAACAUCCUUUUGAAUGAUAAAUACCAAGCCAAACUGUCGGAUUUUGGAUUGGCAAGGAUGAUGGGAAUGGAAGAGAGCAAGGUUUUUACUGAUGUUAGAGGAACCAUAGGAUACAUGGACCCAGAGUACAUGAGUAAUGCAAAGCUAACUUGCGCCAGUGAUGUAUACAGUUUUGGCAUUGUUGCUUUACAAAUUCUGUCAGGACAGAAAGUCAUAGAAUUGGAUCUUGAUGCCAGAGAUCAACUCACUAGGAAGGCAAGAGAUGUAAGCUUGGGAAAGCGUCCACUGUCGGAUUUUGAAGACCCACGGCUAAAUGGAAAAGUUGAUAAGGCAGACUUUGAAGCCAUUCUACAGAUUGCAGUACUGUGUGUUGCCAAAUCAAGCAAAGGUCGUCCAACCAUUGAGGUUGUCUUUGAGGAAUUGAAUAAGGUCUGCAGAGAAACGGAAGCACGAAUGAAGGCAAAGCAUGAUGAAAGCUCAUCAACAACAUCCACUCCCAGCUCUAAGUCCUCCAAAUUGACUCCUAUUUGACAUAAAAGACAUUGCGCUGCUUGUUAUAUGCGUGUGAGGCUUCUGUUUUCACCAUACAAUUACAACUGAACUGCUAUGAUGGUACAUAUACUAGGGAGAGUGGAGUACAUACAAAUAUAUAUCACUUAUGGCUUUCUCUUGGUCACGGAUCUGAAAUGCUCCUAGAAAAGGUGUUCUGCCCAACUGUAGGUCCGCUUAAAAGAACAUAUGGCGGCAAAAGAAACAAAAAGUUGUUUCAGUCAUCCAGAUAUUCGAUCUUAAUGCAUGUUAUAGGCUUAUAGUAUUAGCAAUUAAAAUCCAUUAUGGCUACUCUUUUCUUUCUUUAUUUUUUUUUUCUUAAUUUUAUUAUAGCAUCCUCCAGAUUCCAUAAGAAUGUUCUGAGAUACAAUCGGAUUUACUUGAAUAAUCUGUUUGAUUGUCCUCGGGUAUAUCUCCACCCAUCUUCUGCUAUAUCGAUGUUUGACAUGCAAGUUCAUCAUUACGAAGCUCUUUCCUUGUGUUUGCUUAGUUAAGUCGUAGAACAAAAACUACCGAAACAUGGCGAUGAAGCCAAUAAUUCUAUAUGAAGUUAUCUAUGAGAUUAGCCUAGUAAAUGCGGAAGAAAGAAAUGGUGAAGAAAGUGAAGCCCAUCUCCUGCUUCAUGUGACAUAUUAUACUUACACAUCUCCUUAUUAAUCUAUGAGAGAGGAAGAAUUUUGUUUUGGGCGAUGACAAGAAGAGAGAGAAGAAAAAAAGAAAAGGAGGAGGGAGAAAAUAAAUAAGCAUACAGAAACAAAGUUUCUAAUUGAUUUGUCUAUCAAUAGGACACAAGAUUUGAUUCUCGCGUACACAAAUAUGUAUUAAUUUGUGACAAAAAUAAUAACAUUAGAAUUG
This is a messenger RNA of Abrus precatorius (Indian licorice), 3248 nucleotides long. Its product is annotated as probable receptor-like protein kinase At3g17420. Lineage: Eukaryota; Viridiplantae; Streptophyta; Magnoliopsida; Fabales; Fabaceae. The coding region runs from base 594 to 2375 and encodes 593 amino acids. The record is from RefSeq and is a predicted model, not a curated record. The transcript is spliced from 8 exons. Gene Ontology annotation, biological process: protein phosphorylation. Gene Ontology annotation, molecular function: protein kinase activity; ATP binding.